AUGAAGGAAACCGAGAAAAUAGAAAAAGAUAUAUUGAACGAAGGACAUUAUACUCAUACUACUGGCAAAAGCAACGUCGAAGAGAAGAACAAAAAUUGGAACGCCAACGAAGAGCGAGAGGCCGAAAAACAAAGAGAGAGGCAAUUUCAACAAGUUAACAAACUAAAAUAUGACAAACUUGAAAUGACGCGAGAAAUGAUUGUCGAUAUAGAAAAUAGUUUAGUGGAGGGAACCCUCGGUUCUUUAAUACGCGACCAUUUAGAACAGAAAAUGAUGACAAUCAACGCGUUUCAACACAAUGUUCCUGGAAUUAUCAAAUUUCGAAGAAAGGUUACAGCUGAGUGGAGUGACGAAUUAGGCGCCUUCGUACCAAUCCCAGAGACGAUUCAAGAAGAAGUUUAUAUAUUUUAUUAUUUAGAGAUUGAAACAUUUGUUCAAUUUAUAGAAAACGAUUCGUUACAUACACACAUCAGUAGUUUACAAAAGAUUUUUCAUAAUAAGAAACUUGUGUUGUUGAUAAAAGGUUUUGAUGGGUACUGUCGCAAGAAGAAAAUACAACAGAAUCGUACUUUCACUAAUGCUGUUCGGACCGGAAUAGAUCCUAGUGUUGAGAAUGACGGUCAAUCAAAAAAGAAGCAAACAAUUAUUAAAGGACCAGAUCAAGAAAAGAUAGAAGAAGAACUUAUCUGGCUACAACUUAUUGCCAAAGUUAUGAUCGUGCAUACCAAGGAUACUGAGGAAACUGCCGAAAUCAUAGGAAUUCUAAACAGGCAUUCAACUAUCAAGUCAUUAUAUGAUGCGUAUAAUGGAUGUCGUACUCAAGAAGAAGCAGAGAAUUUGUUGACUGAUGUUGAGAUUCCAAAUAACGGUUUAGGGCAUCGAAAUAGAUAUGUCAACAAAGCCUUGUCCAAAAGAAUAUACGAAAUAUUUAUGGGUAAUAAUGCGGAUACCAUUAUUUCUUAA
Messenger RNA from Racocetra fulgida, 963 nucleotides. The record is from the annotation of a GenBank genome assembly. NCBI's taxonomy places the organism in Eukaryota, Fungi, Glomeromycota, Glomeromycetes, Diversisporales, Gigasporaceae.